UCCUUCGUCUGGUAAGUGGUAACCAAUUUCGUAUUUUCUCCGAAACCCUGUUACCUGUCUCGCUGUGUCAUUAGGUUAACUUUAAUGUUAUUAGGCCUAACACGACAGCGCCCUACAGUACUUGCUUAUGCUUUCACUUUGGCCUGUAUUGCAUUGCCCCUUCAUCACAUCAUCGACAACGUUCACUCAAAUCUGCGAGGGAAUAAAUGGUUACUAAUUUUCUCAUUGUAAGGUUGACUGCAUCUUUCACACACCACAGAAGCACCCCUAUCCAAUUGGGUUCUCUGCUGCAACACAAACACAAUGCUUUCCUUCUUUUCUUCAGUUCAUUCACUUCAGGAACCUCUUCUGAUUCUGAAUUAGAUGGAAACCAACACAAAGGUGACAACUUUACCGUGCCAUACCUCAUCAACUCAUGUGGGGUGUCCCCAAAACUUGCUAGGAAACUCUCCAAAAAGGUCAAUUUGAAAACCCCAAAUGGCCCAAAUUCUGUUCUGGAUCUUCUCAACAACUACGGGUUUGACAAAACCCAUCUUGCAAAGCUUGUAGAGAAACAUCCCAUGGUGCUUGUUGCUAACGCAGAGAACACCCUUUUGCCUAAACUCAAGUUUUUCCGUUCUAUUGGGGUUUCCAACACUGACAUGCCUAAGAUCCUACUUUGUAACCAUGUAUUAUUGGUGAGUAGCUUGGAAAAUUACCUCAUCCCACGUUACGAGAUCCUAAGGAGUGUACUUCGUGACGAUCAGGAAGUUGUUAGAGCUUUGAAAAACGCCCCAUUUGGUUUUACGUAUGGUAGCUUUAUAAACAGCUUGGUUCCAAACAUCAAGGUUUUGAGGCAAUCUGGUGUGCCCCAAGCUUCCGUGUCUUACCUGAUGAUCCACUCUGGGGCUGUAGUCUACUCCAAACAUUCAAGAUUUGUGGAGGCUGUCAACACUGCUAAGGAAAUUGGGUUUAAUCCUUUGAGAAUAAGUUUUAUUAAUGCUAUUGAAAUGCAUCUAAGUAGGAGCAAAGCAGUGCGAGAAUCAAGGUUUGAGGUUUAUGAGAAGUGGGGUUGGAAUGGCGAAAUGGCUCUUCAAGUAUUUCGAAAGUUUCCCUAUGUUAUGAAGUUGCCCGAGGAGACAUUUACCAAAAAAAUGAGUUUCCUAGUGAAAGAUAUGGGUUGGUUAUCAGAAGAUAUUGCUGAAUAUCCUCAGGUGUUAGCGUACAACUUGGAGAAGAGGAUUAUCCCUAGAUUCUCGGUAAUCAAAAUAUUGAAAUCAAAAGGUCUGCUUGAGAAAAAUGUGCAUUUCAGUAAAAUUAUUUGCGUAACUGAGAAAUUAUUUUUGGAGAAAUUUGUCAUCAAUUAUCAGAAAGAUUUGCCUUUCUUGCCAGAUUUCUACAACAGUUUGACUAAUCAACGGAAUGUAGUAUAGGCUUUGAAGGCUUUUGCUGGUGACUGCCCUAACUUCCAGCUUUUCUCUUUCAUUGCUAAAUUGAACUUUGAUUUUUGCCGAGCUUUCACUUUUUGUGUCAGUAGUUGAUUUUUAUUUUCCUUAGUUGUAGAGACUUUUGGUCAGAUUGAUAGCAUGUUGAUUUUAUAAUAAAGUAUAUGAAUCCAUUUAGUGGUGAUUUUCAAUUCAAUAUACUGGUUUAUUUAUUUCUGUUGAUAAAGCGCUACACAUAAAAGAAGUGUGGUAUAUUUUGUAAUUUGUAGGCCAGAGGUAAUUCUGAUGAAUGUUAUCUUGAUUGUUGUCAUCUUGUUUUUAAA
Glycine soja is the source of this 1747-nucleotide messenger RNA. Its product is annotated as transcription termination factor MTERF15, mitochondrial-like. Bases 207 to 1412 code for a protein of 401 amino acids. Lineage: Eukaryota; Viridiplantae; Streptophyta; Magnoliopsida; Fabales; Fabaceae. Gene Ontology annotation, biological process: chloroplast organization; regulation of DNA-templated transcription. The transcript has a single exon. Gene Ontology annotation, molecular function: double-stranded DNA binding. Gene Ontology annotation, cellular component: chloroplast. The record is from RefSeq and is a predicted model, not a curated record.